Messenger RNA from Macrosiphum euphorbiae (potato aphid), 324 nucleotides. Lineage: Eukaryota; Metazoa; Arthropoda; Insecta; Hemiptera; Aphididae. The record is from the annotation of a GenBank genome assembly.
AUGUACACCAUUAAAAUCCAACCCGUCAGUUAUAUCAAAUACUAUCAGCAUACAAGUUCAACUUCGGAAUUGAGUAUGGUUUCAAGUUCUACUUCUACUCAAACUACACAGGUACUGUCUGUCAACACUCCCCAAAAACAUAGUUUAAAAGUCAAAAAUAGUGAACUAGAAAAAAAAUGCAAUCAAUUGGAAGAAAAAUUUAAAACACAGUCAAUACAACUGAGAGAAACCGUUACUUCUGUUGAUCAUUUUUAUGAAUUUUGUGAUGUGCAUUUGCCGCCCAACCUCUCCAUGAUUGUAAACAAUUAUGUUAGAAUGUCAUAG